UGCCUACCCUCAUGGCAGGCCGGGUAAUUGGUAAAAAGUAAAAAAAGAAAAAGUAAUCUGCCACCCUUGAGAUCUCACAAAUGAUACCUAUAUAUAAAUUACUGCCAUGCAUGGUUGCGUUCCAAAAUUACUGCCAUGGUUGGAGCUGGUGUUCUCAGUCUUUCAUGUGGUAUGUUUCACAUUAGAUGGGAACCAGGAAUAGUGGUCCUGGUUCGCUCAUGGGUGAUCACUCUCUACACACUAUGGCAUAUGGUGAAGAUGCAGGAGAUGAUUCUCAGGAAGCGAAUCGAUCGAUGCCUCGAGCUUGGCCAGCAAGCCCCUGGCGAGAAUCUAGGACUAUACAUUGUUGUACCACAACAACCCAUCUGCGAAGUUGGAGUAGAUAAAAUGUACAAGGUGAAGAGUGACAAAUCAUUACAGAAGAUAUAUAACCUGGCCUGUGAGAAUUGCAAGAAUAUCAAGUUGACUUACCAAAUCGCGAUUUCUUUAGAGGAUUCGCUUUUGCUCCAACGACAUACUUUGAGGACGAAGAUUAGAGGAAGAACAAGAUCGAGGAUUGGUUGUCGAUCACCGGUUCAAGGAAUGCCAAGUGGUGGUGUGUUGCCUUCCACAAUGUGGUUAUUAACGAAAUUACACGUAUACCAACCCCAGAAGCAUUCUCUGACCAUUUUGAACAACGUCAGAGGUAUUCUGGGACCAGGAAGAAUGUGCUUGCUCCUUGGACUCCCAGGGUCGGGCAAAUCAAAUUUGCUCAAAGCUCUCGCCGGAAAACUCGACAAAAACUUAAAGGUUAAUGGGAUUGUCACGUAUAAUGGGGAGAACCUCGAUUCCUUUUGUGUGCAACGGACAUCGGCGUACAUAAGCCAAACAGAUACACAUAUCGCUGAGCUCGCCGUGAGAGAAACUCUGGACAUUGCUGCCCGUUGGCAGGGAACCAAUAAAGACGUCGCAGGUUACUUGAAGGACAUGAUGCGACAAGAAAAGGAAAGAAAUAUUCUUCCGAAUCCAGAUUGGUGCAUUCAUGAAGGCAUCAUCCGUUCACGGUGGAAAGCACAAUGUUUCAGCAGACUAUAUCCUGAAAGUCCUAGGAACCGAUGCAUGCGCGGACACGAAAGUUGGUGAUCACAUGCAGAAAUGCACUUCCGAAGGUCAGAAUAAAGGGUCACAACAGGAGAAAUGAUAGUUGGUCCUAAGAAGACUCUUUUCAUGGACGAAGUAUCUACUGGGCUCGAUAGCUCUACGACCUACCACAUAGUGAAAUCCAUAGAAAACUUUGUCCAUUUGAUGGAAGGCAUGAUAUUGAUGGCCCUUCUACAGCCACCUCUCGAGACGUUCGAGCUGUUCGACGACUUGAUAUUAUCAUCGGAGGGGCACAUGGUCUAUCAAGGGCCUCGGGGGCGAGUCCUGGACUUUUUCGAGUAUUUCGAAAAUAUUGCCAAAAAAAUAUGAAAAUGUCCUUCGAAAAAAUACGUUCAAAUCGGCGAUUAAUAGACUUCAAUAUUGAAGAAGAAUAGUCUCAGUUAGGGCUGGAAGUUUGGUACCGGUA
Molecule: messenger RNA, 1546 nt
Organism: Linum tenue
Lineage: Eukaryota; Viridiplantae; Streptophyta; Magnoliopsida; Malpighiales; Linaceae
Source: the annotation of a GenBank genome assembly